AUGCCUGCGGCAAUCCAGAACCCCCGCGUCCUUCUGGCGCAAUGGCGCCUGCCCCACCCAUUCCCUCCUCUCCACUACCAUCGCCGCCUCUACUUCCGCAGCCCCACUGCCGCCGCCGCCGCUGCUGCCAACUCCUUCUCCCACUCGGAGAUCUUAUCCAUCCGCGAGUCCCUUCUCUCCCGCUCCAAGAAGGCCGUAGAGAUCGCUUCUGAGUAUCUGGAACGUCUCCGCCUGGCCGAGCCCACUGUCCGGAGCUUCCUCCACGUGGCGGAGACGGAGGAAGUACUGAAGCAGGCCGAGGAGGUGGACCGCGCGGUGGAAAGGGGAGAGUCCUUGGGUCCUCUCGCCGGCGUGCUCGUUGGUGUCAAGGAUAAUAUCUGCACCGCCGACAUGCCGUCCACUGGCGGGUCGAGGAUCCUGGAGGGCUACCGGCCAGCGUUCGAUGCCACAGCCGUCCAGAGGCUGAGGGAGAGCGGGGCUAUCCUCAUCGGGAAGACCAACUUGGACGAGUUCGGAAUGGGCAGCACCACCGAGGGCUCGGGAUUCCAGGUCCAGCUCCUUGUGACUUCCCCGUUCUGCAGUACAGCUUUAUCGAUUCUGUUUUUGGUGGAGUUUUCUGUCUCCAAGUUGUUCUAUGCAAUUGAAAAUCUGAUCAGGAAAGAAGUAAAUUCACUAAAAUUAGGCAAUGGAUUGCCUCUAUUUGUCUCCUGAUGGUGGGUUCAGGAUUAUAGACGACAUAUGGGAAUGAAGUGCUUAAAGGUACCAUGAAAUUGCUUUGAUAGCUAAAGUUAUGUAUUGGCGGGUGGGUUGAACUGAGAGUAGACUAGCCGAACCACAAUCGUUUUGUUUCUUCUUCGCUCAUCCCAAGACAAUCAAUGAAAGGCUGUCUGGCAGUUGAAGUGCUCUGUAUAAAAUUGUUUUAAACUAAUUCUUUAAAUAUAUUCUACACGAAUUAUUCUUCCUUUUCAGUUCUUGUUCGAUUCACAUGAACCGAUAAAGUAAGGUUAGUUUACCCCGCACAGAUCUUUUGACCUUCUUUAUCUCAUGUGAAGAUCCACAUGAACUAUCUGUGUUAUAGUCCUACGCGUAUUAUAGGGCUCAUAAGAAACACAUGCUAACUGGAACAGAUCACAGAAAUAAUUAGACCGAGAUUGACAAGAUGAUCAUGUUAGAAUCGUUUUAUUGUAUUUAGUGUUCACUAGUGUACUAUUUUUUUUUACAUUGUUUUACCGAUAUGGUAGCUAUUGGCACCAAUGAUGCAGGAAACUGAAUAAUUUUCAGGUGACCGCAAACCCUUGGGAUGUAAGUAGGGUUCCUGGUGGGUCUUCAGGGGGCUCUGCUGCUGCUGUUUCUGCAAGACAAUGUGUAGUUUCCUUGGGAAGUGACACUGGUGGUAGUGUGAGGCAGCCAGCAUCAUUCUGUGGUGUUGUGGGAGUCAAACCAACAUAUGGGCGUGUCUCGCGGUUUGGGUUGAUGGCAUAUGCGUCAUCAUUAGAUGCCAUCGGAUGCUUUGGAUCAUCAGUGGUCGAUUCUGCAAUAAUUCUAAAUGCGAUAUCUGGUCAUGACAGAUUGGAUGCCACCAGCAGUAAGCAUGUACACAUCUUUCUCUCUUUUGUCUUUUUACCAUUUUGAUCUUGUGAUUCUGAGAGAACAUUUUUACGAUAAUGAUUAUAUUUAGAAUAACUUCUUGAUAUGCUUUGUGGGAAAGAUUUCCUCAUCAUUUAGCUAAUAAAUAUAUCUGCCAAUGGGUGUUGACUUCUCACUCUCAGCAAUAUUUUAUGCAUCCGAUCUUCAGACAACCAUUGAAAUGCGCUAAUUAUUUUCAUGUCAAUAAGAAAGUACAUUAUUUAUCAGGGACUUAUGUUUAUGUUGUGUUCUUGUGAUCAUACUUUAUUUGUUCCAAACAUGAAGAGUCUUGUCAUCAUGAACGCUGUUAUCCAUUCUUAGAACUUUACCCAUAUCCAGUACUUCUGAAUGUUCUUUCCCUACAUCAGUUUAUACCGUGUUUAUGUAUUAUACGAGUAAAGCUGAUUUCAAAUUAAGGAAUGCUAUGUUGAUCAUGGAGCAGCAGCCGACGACAGUAAAUUCAAAACUUGAAAAGUGUGGAAUUUUAGGUGAGGUUUGUGGGAAGAUAUGAUUUUCUUUUCAAAAAUGAUGCUGAACUUACACAUGAGUGAUGAAUGUUGCUUUUUUCUUUGCUCUCUUUUUGUUGGUAGUGUUGGUGGUUCUUGUCUGCUGCUCAGAUAUGUUGGAACUUGUUAGAGAUUAAAAAUUCUGCCAUAUUCAAUUCUUGGUUGCCGCUAGCUUCACAAGAUCCUACUAAUUCUUCUCAGGAUGUCCCUGAUUAUGUCACGGAGCUGAUAUCCACUGAUAAUAUGGGUUCCAAACCUUUGAAGGGAACCAGGGUUGGCGUGAUCCGUGAGACCCUUGGAGAGGGCGUUGAGGGUGAAAUAAUAUCCUCUAUUCAGGCUGCGGCAUCCCAUUUGGAAGAGCUUGGCGCCGUAGUAUCAGAGGUGUUCCUCUGAUAAAUUUUUUGAGGCUUCAUUGCUUAUGAAAGGAUAAGCUUACUCUCUUUUCCUUUGGAAAAAAAUGCAGGCGUCUCUGCCCUCCUUCUCUCUGGGUUUACCAGCAUACUACAUCCUGGCCACAUCUGAGUCAUCCUCAAACCUGUCCCGUUAUGAUGGCAUAAGGUAGCUACUUUUCCUUUGACAGCCUGUGAAUACUUGCGUCUCUUGGGGUUGUCAUGAUUCCUGAAAGAGUUCACAUGAACUCAUUAGGUAUGGGAAGCAGGUUCCAGAGGAUGAGUUGGCCUCUCUUUAUGGAAACUCACGUGCAAGUGGGUUUGGUUGUGAGGUAUUUGUUAAUCUUUGCUUAUCUUCUGGAAUAGAAUUUGGUCGAUCUGCUACCGAUAUGGUUUCUCUUAAGGGAAAUAAGAGCACCCUGCAUUGGACCGAGGCUUCUGAGUAGAGCUUAAACUUUGAAGGUCAACAAUAUUUCGGGCAUUUUGAUCUUGUCAGGUUAAAAUGAGAAUUUUGAUGGGUACCUACGCUUUAUCUGCUGGAUACUACGAUGCAUACUACAAGCGUGCUCAGCAGGUACCAUUGCCUCCAUAAUAGAGGGAAGAAGAUAGGGGCCAAACAGAUUUAUGUCGUGAAUUGUUUGUGGCAGGUGAGAUCCCUAGUUCAGAGGAGCUUCAAGGAGGCAUUGGAUGAGAACCAUAUCCUCAUUUCUCCAGCAGCACCAUCAGCUGCAUAUAUGAUAGGUGCCUACCCACUUUCAGCUUGUGACUUGGCUUUUGAUCGUCUUUAUGAAGGCAGCCCUAUGAUUCUUUUCAGUUCUCCUCAUUUCCUUAUUUCAAUCUCUCAUAUUAGCCUUGUCUUCUCUUGGAAUCGUUCGUUUAAUCGUUUUAGCAUUUUUUCUGAAAGGAUCGACCUAGAAACCCCCAUUUUCGUUCAAUCGUUCUGUGGUGUAUUACAGCUUUCGAAAUGUGAUUAACCUUUUCAGGUGAGAAGAUCAACGACCCUUUGGCUAUGUACGCUGGCGAUAUCAUGACUGUAAGAUUCCUGGUGCCCUUUGACUUUCGCCUGUGGUCUUCUUUUAAUACAAAAUACGGCUCUCCCAUUGCAUACUCCCUGCAUCAAUUGCGUGAGCCUUGAUUCACUGCCGAAGCUGCUUUCCACGCUUUCUAACUUGCACUGCCACCGUACUGUGUAAAUUAAAUUAUUUUCGUUUAAUAAGACUCUAGAUAAUGUGAGGAGAAAUACGAAUCACCAGAAAAGCACCUGAUCAUGAUCCAGUUUGUGAGAACUUAAAUUCUUGGGGUUGAAUGGUUCUGACUCUCGGAAAGUGAUUCGGUUUGCAUACAGAGUCAUGAUCUUUAUACGUGGAGAUAUUCCUGACAGCCUCCAACGUCUAGCUUGGACAACCGUGCUUCAUCGUCCAUGUGAAAUACGAGAUAUCUACUGAAUCCGUGCAGAGUCUAGUCAACAGCUCUGCCGCUGCUCAUUUGUUUAUGGGUUGAAUGAAACAAGGUAGGGACCAAGGAGAAGAACAGGGAAGGGUGAGGGGGUUGGGUACGCAGUGUUUCACCCAAAAGGAUUUCUCUUACCCUUGGCAGUUACCCUCAUCACUGCCAUUUCUUCAGACACGCGGGUUUACCCUAAAAGGAGUCCAAUCUCGUCUUACCAGAGGAAACGACUGCUUGCGUCUUAUAAUCCUGCCCCCUCGUACCUUGGACGACAGACUAUGAACUACAAAACCAAAAUCAUGAAGACUUUUACUUUUACUUGACGCAUCGUCCUUAUGACUAUGGUUGCUGUCGAUCUUGUUGAUUAUUACUAUUUUUGUCCUCGUGAUCAUCGUAUUGGGGACAAAUAUCGGAUUUAGGCGCGUGAGUCGCCUCAAAGACUGUAAGAGAAAACGGCAGAUCUCUGAGCUCACUUGUGAUCCGCGCAGGUCAACGUCAAUUUGGCCGGGCUGCCCGCUCUAGUCGUCCCCUGCGGGUUCGUUGGAGGGCUCUCACCCCUUCCGGUGGGGCUUCAGAUGAUUGGUGCCGCAUUUGACGAGGUACUUGGGACUACCGGGACGAUUUUACUCAUCAGUUUGUUCGGGCUAAUAUCCUCUUUAUUCUCUUGCUUCGUGUUGCAGGGGAGGCUGUUCAGAGUCGGCCAUGUCUUCGAGCGGACGCUCAAGGGCCACAGAUUCGUCCCACCGACAAUGGCUCUCUCCGGAUGCUAG
Spirodela intermedia is the source of this 4737-nucleotide messenger RNA. The record is from the annotation of a GenBank genome assembly. NCBI's taxonomy places the organism in Eukaryota, Viridiplantae, Streptophyta, Magnoliopsida, Alismatales, Araceae.